Molecule: messenger RNA, 2347 nt
Organism: Anopheles moucheti
Lineage: Eukaryota; Metazoa; Arthropoda; Insecta; Diptera; Culicidae
Product: putative inorganic phosphate cotransporter
Exons: 5
Coding region: 177-1826 (549 amino acids)
Biological process (GO): monoatomic anion transport; transmembrane transport
Molecular function (GO): transmembrane transporter activity
Source: RefSeq, a predicted model, not a curated record
AUUGUGGUCUAUGUUCCGUGCCAACUGAGACAAAACGGCUAUUUUAAGACGGGUAAACGGUAGAGCCCGUUUAGCAGUAUCGCCACACUUUACCGUCCUGGUAGGUCGGCGUAAUGUAUGUGGUGUGCUAGUUAAGGUGUGAUCUGCUCUUUCUUCCGGUGACGAAACAAGUGAAAAUGUUUAACAAUAGUCCAGCAGGACCAUCAGGGGAAAGAGAACCCUUGCUGAGUGGGAAAAAUCUGUAUCCCGCUUUGGGACUGGAAGGAACAAAAUUGGAUGCAGCGUUCAAGGACAUUCCGUUGCCACAGGAGCCAGAAGCACCAUCAUAUCGUAAUCCGUGCCUGGAAUGGUUAUCUCGAGUCUUUAUCAUCCCGCAGCGGGUGAUAUUGGCGAUCAUGGGCUUUCUGGCUAUUAUGAAUGCGUACACGAUGCGCAUCUCCCUGUCGAUCGCGAUCACGGAGAUGGUGAACAAGACGGGCGGUGCAUCCGAGGACGAAGCUGGCGUCUGUCCGAUCGAUGACAGUGCCAACCCGGACGAUUACACUGGCGGCGAGUUCGAUUGGGACGAGGAGCUUCAGGGCAUCAUUCUGUCCUCGUUCUACUGGGGGUACGUCAUCACCCACAUUCCCGGUGGUAUGCUGGCGGAAAAGUUCGGUGGCAAAUGGACGCUGAGUUUGGGCAUUUUGUCGACCGCGUUCUUCACGCUCAUUACACCGUGGGCGGUAGAACUCGGUGGCUCGACUGCCCUCAUCGUGAUCCGUGUAAUGAUGGGACUGGGCGAAGGUACGACGUUCCCGGCGCUGAGCGCACUGAUGGCCACCUGGAUACCAGCGAAGGAGCGCAGUAAGCUGGGUUCGCUGGUGUUCGGCGGUGGACAGGUCGGUACGAUUCUGGGCAACCUGCUGUCCGGUGUGUUGCUGCAUAACAUCGAGGGCUGGUCGUCGGUGUUUUACUUCUUCGGCGGUAUGGGUGUUUUAUGGUUUGUGAUCUUCACACUGCUCUGCUACAGCGAUCCAGAAUCACAUCCGUUUAUCAGCGAGAAGGAAAAGGCUUACCUGAAACAGGAACUAGGAACGUUGGAGCGCGAUCGUACGUUGCCACCGACACCGUGGCGCUAUAUCCUCACGAGCGUACCAAUGAUGGCGCUCGUUUGUGCGCAGAUUGGGCACGAUUGGGGCUUCUUCAUUAUGGUUACCGAUCUGCCCAAGUACAUGAGCGAUGUGCUGCGGUUUUCCAUCAAAGACAAUGGGCUGUACUCCUCCCUGCCGUACUUGGUCAUGUGGAUUGUCUCACUGUCGACCGGCGUUCUGAGCGAUUGGCUCAUUACGUCUGGACGCAUGACGAUCACCUUCGGCCGUAAGCUGUUCACUACCAUUGCCUCCAUCGGUCCGGCCUGUUUCAUCGUUGGCGCAUCGUACGCCGGGUGCGAGAAGGCUGUGGUUGUCAUGCUGUUUACCUUCGCCAUGGGUCUCAUGGGUACGUUCUACCCCGGCAUGAAGGUUAACCCGCUCGAUCUGAGUCCAAACUACGCCGGCACGCUGAUGGCCAUCACGAACGGUAUCGGUGCCAUUACCGGUAUCAUCGCUCCGUACGUCGUCGGUGUGAUGACACCCAAUCACACCCUGGAUGAGUGGCGAAUUGUGUUCUGGAUCUCGUUUGCCGUCUUCAACGUCACCAAUCUGGUGUACGUCAUCUGGGCGUCGGGUGAGGUGCAGCCCUGGAACACGCCCCAUCUGAUGAACAAAUCUAUCGAAGCGGGCGAGUCCAACGAUGAAUCGGCCAUGGCAAAGAAAAGCGUACAAUCUCAAGAUGCCAUAAAGCAGUAAAGGGCGGCAGCAAAAUAGAUCCUCCAGGCUAUUUCAUCCUGCGACAGCUGUGAAGGGAAAUUCGAGACGUGAUGCUUUCGAAGAACGAUGCUGCUUCCGGAUGCGGAAGCGGUACCGCGCUAACGCUGCUAAGGGAUGCCCCGUAGAAGAAUUAGAGCGUGUUUUUUUUUAAAUCUUUUAUAAGCGCACAAUGCUAUUGUGCUGUUGAACGGAUUAAUAGUUAAUCCGACCGUAGGCCACGCGACUGCUCUACUGAAACGUGUAGGUUUAAUCUACGUUGAUGCCCGGUGCGAUAAGAUAUUCUGUUCUGUUGUGUUUAUUUAUACCACUUAUCAGCUAGGAUACGCGUUAGGAUUUACGAUAUAGGAGCGUGCAAAUGCAACCGUAACGGGUAGGACCAGUACAACGAUGGAUCAUCAUAUAGUUGCCAGCAGUGCUGGCACAUUGGGAGCGAAAAGAGUAACGAUCCGACCAAUCGGGUAACAGGGAAUUUGCCGAUGAGAUGUGUGAUUAAUAAAUGA